Stereum hirsutum FP-91666 SS1 is the source of this 993-nucleotide messenger RNA. RefSeq names its product cysteine proteinase. The coding region runs from base 144 to 863 and encodes 239 amino acids. NCBI's taxonomy places the organism in Eukaryota, Fungi, Basidiomycota, Agaricomycetes, Russulales, Stereaceae. Gene Ontology annotation, cellular component: cytoplasm. Gene Ontology annotation, biological process: ubiquitin-dependent protein catabolic process; protein deubiquitination. The transcript is spliced from 8 exons. The record is from RefSeq and is a predicted model, not a curated record. Gene Ontology annotation, molecular function: cysteine-type deubiquitinase activity.
GGAGACAUACUUAUCUGCUCUGACUCGUCCUCUCAUCGAAAUUCUGGUUAAAGCAUCUGCUUUGUUAGUGAAGUUCCUUUAAAUACAUCACAGCAGCCUCUGUUUCUCCUUCUGAGCGUGCAACGAAUACAUUUCAAGCAAAGAUGCCAGGAAUGAAAUGGAUCGCUUUGGAGAGUAACCCAGAGGUCAUGAACUUCUGGGCGAACAAAGUUGGGCUUGACCCGUUUGAUUCGCAGUUCUGCGAUGUCUAUGGUCUCGACCAAGAACUGCUCGCGAUGGUGCCCCAGCCAGUCAAGGCCAUAGUUCUCCUCUUUCCGUGGCCCGGACCGUGGAAGGAAUAUCUUAUUAGAGAGGAUGAGAAGAUCAAAGCUGAAGGGCAGCCGCCAAUCGACCCCAACGUCGUGUGGGUCAAGCAGACGAUUGGUAAUGCGUGCGGUACUAUGGCCGUCAUCCAUGCUUUAGCAAACUGCGGUGCAACCUUGAAGCCAGAUUCCCCCUUCGCCGAGUUUGCUACCAAAUGCAAAGGCGUCUCGGGUGAAGAGCGUAUACGUCUUCUUGAAGCCAAUACGGCCUUCGCGGAGGCCCAUGCUCAGGCUGCGGUAGCUGGGCAGUCAGUCAACCCGGGCUUCGACCAUCCGCCCCAUGCCUAUACUGCCUUCGUGCAAGCUCCUGCUGUGCCUACCGGAGACGGAGAAACUCAUGGAAAGCGGCUGAUAGAGCUGAACGGAGGUCGGGAUGGUCCAAUCGAUCGAGGGGCAUCAAGCGACCUGCUACAGGAUGUCGUCGCAUAUGUGAAGGACAACCUUUUGCCGUUGGGAGAUUCGGUGGAGUAUAGCAUGAUAGCACUCACUGCAGUGCAAUGAAGGCAGACGUGUGACUCGACGAAGAAGAACGACGUGACAUGUAAACUGAGAACGUCCAGACAAAACGAUAUGAUUGUACAAACAGUUUUCUACCACCUCAAGUUCGGAGAGGUCUGAAAAUGUCAACUAU